AUGAGUUCAGAUGCGAAUAGUGCUACUGGAGGUAGCACAAACAGCAAUAACAAUAAUAACAAUGUAGAUAUCUUUGAAACUAGAUGUCAAAGUCAAUUCUUGCAAUCAAAGAUUGGUACAACCUAUGAAUCGAUAAGAAACUCUUUUAGAGAGGCUGUAGAAAAGAGAAACUCAUCAAAGAUACAAACAUGUCUACAAAACUUAACAUAUUACAAGAUUGAAAAGGAUCUAUUAGAUUCAUUACUAUCAGUUGUAUCAAUUACUGAUGAUAAGAAAGUACUUAGAUUAGCAUAUUAUUUCCUUGUUGAGUUGUCACAAUACAAGAAUCAGAUUAACAGUUCGGCUGAUAUUAAAAAUAUUACAACCAUCUUUUCAAAAGAAAUGACUAAUAAGGAUAUAUCAAGAAAAGUAGUAUCAUUAAAAACUACUGCUAUUCUUGCUCCAAAUGAUCCAUUGGUUGAUGCAAACAUGUUGGAAGUGAUUAGUGGAAUAUUAAGAAAAGCAGGUGAAGAUCCUGACAAGACUCAAAAGAAGAAAGGUUUCUUUUCAAAACCAUCAGACUUGGGAAGAGAACGUGCAUUGUUACAAUAUGCAUGUUUUGUAGCAUGUAGAAAUAGAUUUAAAAACAAUCCAUCAUUGUUUAUUCCAAUUGUUGAAGGUAUUAAAUGUGCCGACCCAGUUGGUGCAAGACAUGCAGUAGCAUUAACUUAUGAUUAUGCACAUGAGAAUCUAUCAACUGUAACAGAUACAACAAAAAGAUUUUUACCAUUAUUAAAAGCCAACAAAGGAAAGGAAGCUGUUAGUUUAACAGAUCCAUUUGCAAGAAGAAGUUUUAUUUCAUUGUGUGGAUACAUUGCAUUGACAGGUACCAAUCAAGCACAAACCAAAGAUUUCUUUCAAAAUAUUUGUCAGAGUGUCAUGGACAAUCAUUUGUCUGUAUCCAUGUGGGCCAUUACAACACUUUGUAAAUUCACUUGGAAAACAUUGGAAUCUUCUAUUAUCGAAUCAAUUAUUAUUGACAAUGAUACUCCAAAUCAUUAUGAUACAUUACCAAAUCAAACAGCAUUGAUUGCAGGAAUUUGUAACAAAUUAAAAUUAGGAUUUAAUAUUCAUGGAGAUCGAUCAACUCAACAAUCAUUCCCAUAUAUCAACAUGUCUUGUAAAUUAAUAUCGGCAUUGUCUCGAUCCUAUGUCAAACAUAGUUACCCAACCACCACUACUAGUGGAGACGGAGGUAACGCACCAGCUGUUGGAAAUUGGCAAGAACAGGAAAAGAGUGUAACGGGUAGUAUCAACCAUCCAUUCUCUGUCCUCACCUCGUUUGUCAUGUCGCAACUUCCUUCACCAUCGAUAUCGAUUAGAAUCCAAGCAUUACGUGCACUUAUUUGGUUGUGUCCAUCGACACUCUGUCCAGCAUCACGUGUCUUCCAAGACACGUUCCGUGCCCAGUUGCGUGACUCUACACAUCCCCCACAUCUCCUCAAGGAGCUUUAUGUCGAGUUGUAUCGUCGUGUGAUUGCCACUCCAGUCCUCUCGCCAAUGGUCUUGUCAUUGAUCUAUGACUGGAUCGACAUUGUCCCACACAAGGUUGACACGAGCCUCGUCGCAAUGAUUUGGAAGACCAUCAUCCACUUUGGUCGCGAGGGUAGAGAAAGAGUUUUACAAUCCAUCUUUAAUAUCCUCGAUCGCUCCAUUCACCCAGAUUUUAGAGUUGUCUCCAUGGAGAUUCAAAAGGAUAUUGUCCAAUUCUUGGGCGACCACGCCAACACCAUCACCUAUGAGACCGUCGCCUCCACAACCCCCAGUAAACCACUCAAUGCCAUCAUUCUACGUCUCGAACAAUACGCAACCUUCCAACCAUGGCAAAUUAGAAUGACCAGCAUCGAUUCUCUUGCUAAAAUUGCCUUUCUCUCUUCAACCAGAGUUAAAAUUCAUAUUUAUAAUUUCCUAACAACAGUUCCAAAUGAUUCACAUGGAUGGACAUCAGUUAAAUCAAACAAUUCAAUUAUCAUUAGUAUUUUGGAUCAAUUAUUAACACUUAGAGGAAAAUGGUUACCUCUUCUCACGCAACUCUCUGGUACGCAAAAGACAGAGUUGGUUCAAGACCACAAAAAGCUUACAACUCAAGUUGGAAUGUUUAUCGAUAAUGCGUCAUUGAUUGAUUAUUUACCAUUGGGAAUUGAAACAAAAGCUUUGGUUAAAUAG
This is a messenger RNA of Cavenderia fasciculata, 2205 nucleotides long. RefSeq lists its product as uncharacterized. The record is from RefSeq and is a predicted model, not a curated record. The transcript has 7 exons. Bases 1 to 2205 code for a protein of 734 amino acids. Lineage: Eukaryota; Evosea; Eumycetozoa; Acytosteliales; Cavenderiaceae.